Hibiscus syriacus is the source of this 1101-nucleotide messenger RNA. Its product is annotated as RHOMBOID-like protein 5. Lineage: Eukaryota; Viridiplantae; Streptophyta; Magnoliopsida; Malvales; Malvaceae. The annotation marks the transcript as partial. The record is from RefSeq and is a predicted model, not a curated record. Gene Ontology annotation, molecular function: serine-type endopeptidase activity. Gene Ontology annotation, biological process: proteolysis. Gene Ontology annotation, cellular component: membrane. The transcript has 6 exons.
CACCUUCCACCGCCGUCACCCCCUCCCCCAUCUAAGCGGCAGCGGCCACCGCCCCCCGAACCAUGGACACCAUGGCUAAUGCCUCUGGUAUUUGUCGCCGACAUAGCGAUAUUUAUUUAUACCAUGUACGUCAAUGAUUGUCCACAUUUAUCGGGAACCGAAAAAUGUAUCGGGCAUGAAUAUCUCGGAAGGUUCUCGUUUCAAAGUUUUAAAGAAAACCCUCUUCUCGGCCCUUCAUGCAUCACGUUGAAGAAACUAGGAGCCCUUGAUUGGAAACUAGUGGUAGAGGAGAAGGAAUAUUGGCGUCUCGUAUCAUGCAUGUGGUAUCAUGCAGGUGUCAUCCAUUUAGCUGUUAAUAUGUUAAGCCUUUUGUUCCUGGGAAUCCGACUGGAGCAAGAAUUUGGAUUCUUGCGAAUCGGUCCGUUGUACAUGGUUUCCGGCCUCGGUGGGAGCUUGGCAUCGGCUCUAUCCGAAGCUCGGAAAGAAACCAUUUCCGUCGGUGCAUCCGGUGCGCUUUUCGGACUCUUGGGAGCCAUGCUUUCCGAGCUUAUUACCAACUGGUCGAACUAUACACACAAGUGUUCAGCUCUGUUCACCAUGUUGUUGAUCAUUUUCCUGAACCUCGCCGUCGGAUUCCUACCUCAAGUCGAUAAUUCAGCUCAUUUAGGAGGGUUCGCGGCGGGACUACUCGCCGGAUUCGCCUUUCUAAUGCGACCACAGUUCGGAUACAUAAGUCCGAGGCAUGUUCCGGAGGGAUAUAAGAUAAAACAUAAAGUCCCAAAGCACAAGUGGUACCAAUAUGCAUUCUUCGGCAUUGCUUUAGUCCUGUUGAUUAUAGGAUUUGCAGUUGGCUUACAAAGGCUACUUGCAGGCGAAACUCUUUAAACCAAACCUUCAAUGGUGGAUUAGGAGACCACUAACUCCUCAUUCAAAGGAUAAUAAUCGAAAUCCUGUAAUCUAAGCUGUUGAUUCUUAUAGGAUUAUUAUAGAUAUAACUGUACCUUUUCGUGUGUGCAUUUUUAUACAAUCACGCACGAAUCUUCCAAUGUUAUUGUUUCAACAUUACUUUGAGGCUACUAUCUUCCCGAUCUAGCGACUCGU